Caenorhabditis auriculariae is the source of this 3625-nucleotide messenger RNA. The record is from the annotation of a GenBank genome assembly. NCBI's taxonomy places the organism in Eukaryota, Metazoa, Nematoda, Chromadorea, Rhabditida, Rhabditidae.
AUGUGCAACAUGGCGAGGAAAAGAGACGACGCCCAACGAGGACCAUCAGUGAGAACCAUGGCGACGAAAUAGAAGACGCCACAGUUCCUGGAACUCAUCCCCCAGGUAUCUUUCUUUUCAUUUUUGUGAAAAUAUCUCGACGACUCAUCAAGAACCGUUAACUUUGAUAUUUCCGAAACAUUUAUCAAAAACCAUGGAUUUACUUUCUAGGUUCUGCCGCACCCCGGACUUGGAAUCAUCAAGACACUGGUCAAGACGCUGAAUGAGGUCCGCGACAUGAUGCUAACAUGGCGAGAAAAAGGACGACGCCCAACGAGGACCGUGAAUGAGAGUCAUGGCGACAAAAAGAAGACGCCCCAGGUACCUGAGACUCAUCCCCAGGUAUCUCUUUUCAUUUUGUGAAAAUGUCUCACAGGCAUGCAAGAUACCGUUAACUUUGAUAUUUCGAAACAUUUAUCGAAAACCAUGGAUUUACGCGCCAGGCGGUUCUGCCGCUCGGACUCGGAAUCUAGCGGGCAGCCACAGUCAGAGACGCUGAAUGGAAGCUCCGCGACAUGUGCACAACAUGGCGAGGAAAAAGGACGACAUGAGACCGUGAGAUGAGGAAACUCAUGGCGACGAAAUAGAAGGGCGUCCUGGUUCUAUGAACUCAUCCCAGUAUCUUUCUUUUUCAUUUUGUGCGAAAUAUCUCACCGACCUCAUCCAGAUGCGUAACGCGUUUGAUGUCCGAAACGUUAUCGAGAAUACAAUGGAUUUACUUUCUAAGCUUUCUGCCGCACCGGACUCGGAAUCGCAGGGCCCACAGAUCAAGACGCUGAAUGGGCUCCGCGACAUGUGUCAACCUGGCGAGGAGAGAGGACGACGCCACCGAGGGACCGUGAAUGAGAGUUCCAUGGCGACGAAAUGGCGCCACAGUUCCACUGGAACUCAUCCCCAGGUAUCUUUCUUUCCAUUUUGGCGAAAAUGUCACCGACUCAUCAAAAACCGCUAACUUAAAACACCACAAAACCACACAACACCCACCAACAAAACACAAAAACCACAACCCACAACAACACAAAAAAAACAACCCAACACCCAACCAUGGCGACGAAAUAGAAGACGCCACAGUUCUGAACUCAUCCCCAGGUAUCUUUCUUUUCAUUUUGUGAAAAUAUCUCACUGACUCAUCCAAGAACCGUUAACUGAUAUUUCGAAACAUUUAUCGAAAACCAUGGUUACUUUCUAGGUUCUGCCGCACCCCGGACUCGGGAAUCGCAAAGACACAGUCAAGACGCUGAAUGAGCUCCGCGACAUGUGCAACAUAUGGCGAGGAGAAAAAGGGACGACGCCCAACGAGGACCGUGAAUGCAGAGCCCAUGGCGACGAAAUAGAAGACGCCUACAGUUCCUGGAACUCAUCCCCAGGUAUCUUUCUUUUCCAUUUUUGUGAAAAUAUCUCACCGACUCAUCCAAGAUACCGUUAACUUUGAUAUUUCGAAAACAUUUAUCGAAAACCAUGGAUUUACUCUUUCUAGGUUCUGCCGCACCCCGGACUUGGAAUCGCAAGAUACAGUCAAGACGCUGAAUGAGCUCCGCGACAUGUGCAACAUAUGGCGAGGAAAAAGGGAGGACGCCCAACGAGGACCGUGAAUGAGAACCAUGGCGACGAAAUAGAAGACGCCACAGUUCCUGGAACUCAUCCCCCAGGUAUCUUUCUUUUCCAUUUUUGUGAAAAUAUCUCACCGACUCAUCCAAAGAACCGUUAACUUUGAUAUUUCCAAAACAUUUCAUCGAAAACCAUGGAUUUACUUUCUAGGUUCUGCCGCACCCCGGACUCGGAAUCGCAAGACACAGUCAAGAUGCUGAACGAGCUCCGCGACAUGUGCAACAUGGCGAGGAGGGAGGACGCUCAACGAGGACCGUGAAUGAGAACCAUGGCGACGAAAUAGAAACGCCACAGUUCCUGGAACUCAUCCCCUAGGUAUCUUUCUUUUUCAUUUUUGUGAAAAAUAUCUCACCGACUCAUCCAAGAACCGUUAACUUUGAUAUUUCCGAAAACAUUUAUCGAAAACCAUGGAUUUACUUUCUAGGUUCUGCCGCACCCCGGACUCGAAUCGCAAGACACAGUCAAGACGCUGAAUGAGCUCCGCGACAUGUGCAACAUGGCGAGGAAAAAGGGAGGACGCCCAACGAGGACCGUGAAUGAGAAACCAUGGCGACGAAAUAGAAAAACGCCACAGUUCCUGAACUCAUCCCCAGGGUAUCUUUCUUUCCAUUUUUGUGAAAAUAUCUCACCGACUCAUCCAAGAACCGUUAACUUUGAUAUUUCCGAAAACAUUUAUCGAAAACCAUGGAUUUACUUUCUAGGUUCUGCCGCACCCCGGACUCGGAAUCGCAAGACACUGUCAAGACGCUGAAUGAGGUCCGCGACAUGUGCAACAUGGCGAGGAAAAAGGAGGACGCCCAACGAGGACCGUGAAUGAGAACCAUGGCGACGAAAUAGAAGACGCCACAGUUCCUGGAACUCAUCCCCAGGUAUCUUUCUUUCCAUUUUUGUGAAAAUAUUUCACCGACUCAUCCAAGAACCGUUAACUUUGAUAUUUCCAAAACAUUCAUCGAAAACCAUGGAUUUACUUUCUAGGUUCUGCCGCACCCCGGACUCGGAAUCGCAAGACACAGUCAAGACGCUGAAUGAGCUCCGCGACAUGUGCAACAUGGCGAGGAAAAAGGGACGACGCCCAACGAGGACCGUGAAUGAGAACCAUGGCGACGAAAUAGAAGACGCCACAGUUCCUGGAACUCAUCCCCAGGUAUCUUUCUUUUCAUUUUUGUGAAAAUAUCUCACCGACUCAUCCAAGAACCGUUAACUUUGAUAUUUCCAAAACAUUUAUCGAAAACCAUGGAUUUACUUUCUAGGUUCUGCCGCACCCCGGACUCGGAAUCGCAAGACACAGUCAAGACGCUGAAUGAGCUCCGCGACAUGUGCAACAUGGCGAGGAAAAAGGGACGACGCCCAACGAGGACCGUGAAUGAGAACCAUGGCGACGAAAUAGAAGACGCCACAGUUCCUGGAACUCAUCCCCAGGUAUCUUUCUUUUCAUUUUUGUGAAAAUAUCUCACCGACUCAUCCAAGAACCGUUAACUUUGAUAUUUCCGAAAACAUUUAUCGAAAAACCAUGGAUUUACUUUUCUAGGUUCUGCCGCACCCCGGACUCGGAAUCGCAAGACACAGUCAAGACGCUGAAUGAGCUCCGCGACAUGUGCAACAUGGCGAGGAAAAAGGAGGACGCCCAACGAGGGACCGUGAAUGAGAACCAUGGCGACGAAAUAGAAGACGCCACAGUUCCUGGAACUCAUCCCCAGGUAUCUUUCUUUUUCAUUUUUGUGAAAAAUAUCUCACCGACUCAUCCAAGAACCAGUUAACUUUUGAUAUUUCCGAAAACAUUUAUCGAAAAAACCAUGGAUUUACUUUCUAGGUUCUGCACACCCCGGACUCGGAAUCGCAAGACACAGUCAAGACGCUGAAUGAGGUCCGCGACAUGUGCAACAUGGCGAGGAAAAAGGGAGGACGCCCAACGAGGACCGUGAAUGAGAACCAUGGCGACGAAAUAGAAGACGCCACAGUUCCUGGAACUCAUCCCUAG